Closterium sp. Yama58-4 is the source of this 474-nucleotide messenger RNA. The record is from the annotation of a GenBank genome assembly. Lineage: Eukaryota; Viridiplantae; Streptophyta; Zygnematophyceae; Desmidiales; Closteriaceae.
AUGUACUUUACGCUCUACUUCCUUGUCACCCGCCUCCCUGACUCUCUUCGCUCAGUCAGGGACCACUUUCUCGCUCUAGACCCUACCGCUCUCACCGUCGACGACUUUGAGACGCAGCUCCUCGCAGUUGAGAAGAACAUCAGGGGUAGAGGGGCUGGCAGGGGAGGUGGGGGUGGCGGUGGAGGGGGUGGUGGUGGUGGUGGCGGCGGAGGUGGAGGAGGUGGGGGUGGUAGAGGCGGUGGCGGAGGUGGUGAGGGCGGCGGUGGUACCGGGAGCAGUGGCGGUGGCAGCGGCGGUAGUGGGGGAGGAGCCAGUGGUGGUGGUAGCAGUGGUGGCCAGGGAGCAACAGCAGCAGCAGCAGCAGCCGCAGCAGCAGCAGCAGCAGCAGCAGCAGCCACAGCAGCAGCAGCAGCAGCAGCAGUCGCAGCAGCAGCAUCGACAGCGCCAGGCCCCCUCGUCCCAGCAGCUCCAUGA